Molecule: messenger RNA, 480 nt
Organism: Alternaria alternata
Lineage: Eukaryota; Fungi; Ascomycota; Dothideomycetes; Pleosporales; Pleosporaceae
Exons: 3
Biological process (GO): regulation of cell shape; cortical cytoskeleton organization; regulation of actin cytoskeleton organization
Cellular component (GO): plasma membrane; cell projection; cell cortex
Molecular function (GO): GTP binding; protein kinase binding; GTPase activity
Source: RefSeq, a predicted model, not a curated record
UUCGACAACUACUCCGCAAAUGUCAUGGUAGACGGAAAGCCAAUAAGCUUGGGACUGUGGGAUACUGCCGGACAAGAGGACUACGACCGACUGCGGCCGCUCUCAUACCCCCAGACGGACGUGUUCCUCAUCUGCUUCUCCAUUGUCAGCCCCCCGUCGUUUGACAACGUCAAAGCAAAGUGGUACCCCGAGAUAGAUCACCACGCGCCCGGCGUGCCCAUCAUCCUCGUCGGCACAAAACUCGAUCUGAGGGACGACGAGGCGACCAAGGAGUCGUUGAGGCAGAAGAAGAUGGCGCCCAUCCAAUACGAGCAGGCCGUCAUGGUCGCAAAGGAGAUCAAGGCACAAAAGUACCUAGAGUGCUCUGCGCUCACACAGCGCAACCUGAAGAGUGUCUUUGAUGAAGCAAUUCGCGCUGUCCUGAGCCCCCGUCCUCAGCAGUCGGCGACGAAGAACAAGAAGAAGUGCACUAUCCUAUAA